This is a messenger RNA of Ricinus communis (castor bean), 393 nucleotides long. RefSeq names its product EPIDERMAL PATTERNING FACTOR-like protein 1. Gene Ontology annotation, biological process: stomatal complex development; guard cell differentiation. The coding region runs from base 1 to 393 and encodes 130 amino acids. The record is from RefSeq and is a predicted model, not a curated record. The transcript has 2 exons. Lineage: Eukaryota; Viridiplantae; Streptophyta; Magnoliopsida; Malpighiales; Euphorbiaceae.
AUGAUUACUUCACUUCCUCACCAAUGUUGUCUUUUAGGCAUAGUUAUAGAAAUAUUAUUAUGUGUUCUACUUCUUCCUUCUGCUCAAGUCUCUUGCUUUAAUCAACGACACCAUCCACUGCCUCCUCCAACCUCCCCACAGGGUUUGAUUUUUGAGGACAAAACAAGGUUGGGUUCAACACCACCAAGUUGCCACAACAAGUGCAAUGGAUGCCACCCAUGCAUGGCAGUUCAAGUACCUACGGUACCGAGUCACAACCGAGUUGAACCUGGUUUAGCGAAAAGCGCCACCACUGAGUUCUUGUUUGACCCUUAUCCUUCAGGUAACAGGUACUCCAAUUAUAAGCCACUUGGUUGGAAGUGUCACUGUGGUGGCCAUUUUUACAAUCCUUGA